CCUUCCGAAGAAUUUGCUUUAACCAGUCAAGUCUUCCCCACUCUUAUGAUUUGCUCAACUUUCAUCGUUGCCUACGAAGGAGUCGAAGAACAACCGCCGAAACCCUAAUCCUUGAUCCCUUUGACCAACCAUGUCCGCUUCGCCUCCUCGGCCAACAACCACAGAUCCGACGGUCCCCGCACCGACUUCUCCUCCCUCUCCUCCCCAGUCCGAUCAUGAAUCCCUGCCCGUCGCCGCCGCCGUCGUCACCGUCGCUCCAACACCGGACCAGAAGGUCGCGGAUGACACAGGGGAGGCGAAGAAGGAGGAAGAGAAUGGAGCAGCGGAAGCAGAGGAGGAGGAGGAGGAGGCGGAGUGCGGUUUCUGCCUCUUCAUGAAGGGGGGCGGCUGCAAGGACGCCUUCAUUGCGUGGGAGAAGUGCGUGGACGAUGCCGAGAAGAGCCAAGAGGACAUCGUUGACCGAUGCUCCGAGGUCACGGGCCUCCUCAGGAAGUGCAUGGAUGCCCAUGCCGACUAUUACGAGCCCAUUCUCCGGGCCGAGCAAGCUUUGGUCGACGCCGCUGCUGAUGCUGCCGCGUCUUCUGAUGAUCCUGACCCGCAGGAGGAAAAGAAAGGGAAGGAUUCUUGAAUUCCUUUGUCCGUUCCUGUUUCUUUUUGCGGCUUUUAGUUUCUCCGUGUCGUACUGUUCGACAUUGGAUUCAUUGAUGGAUCACCGAGUUCUUUUAACCCAAGCUACUUUUUUAACUUCAAAUUGUGGGAAUAAUCUACAGUGGAGAUAUUCCUGCUUGAGCAACUCCAACGAGAUGUCUUCCUUUGUAGAACUAAAAGAAUUUUGAAUUCAUACACACAUUUUUUUUCUUGUUAA
Molecule: messenger RNA, 865 nt
Organism: Musa acuminata AAA Group (dessert banana)
Lineage: Eukaryota; Viridiplantae; Streptophyta; Magnoliopsida; Zingiberales; Musaceae
Exons: 1
Coding region: 131-628 (165 amino acids)
Source: RefSeq, a predicted model, not a curated record